Brassica oleracea var. oleracea is the source of this 1223-nucleotide messenger RNA. Its product is annotated as early nodulin-like protein 2. The transcript is spliced from 2 exons. Gene Ontology annotation, cellular component: plasma membrane. Lineage: Eukaryota; Viridiplantae; Streptophyta; Magnoliopsida; Brassicales; Brassicaceae. Gene Ontology annotation, molecular function: electron transfer activity. The record is from RefSeq and is a predicted model, not a curated record. Bases 61 to 1104 code for a protein of 347 amino acids.
UCCCCAAGAACCAAAGACGCACAAAAACCUAAUCUCAGAUCUCGCCGCUUCUCUUUAACCAUGGUGGCCCUCAUGAGAAGUCUCUGUUUUUCUUUCAUCGUCUUGGCUUCUAUUGCGACCCUCUUCUCAGUUGCUGAUGCACACAAGUUUCAGGUCGGUGGUAAAGGCGAUUGGGUCGAAAAACCACAUGAGGGUUACAAUUCUUGGGCUGAAAGUAAACGUUUCAAAGUCCAUGACACACUCCACUUUAAGUAUGCCAAGGGAUCAGACUCGGUGCAAGUAGUGGCGAAAGGAGAUUACGACGCCUGCAACGUUAAUAAUCCGAUAGAGAAGUUUGAUAAUGGAGAUACCGAGAUUGCUCUUAACCGAUCUGGUCCUUUUUAUUUCAUCAGUGGUAAUCAAGAGCACUGUACUAAGGGACAGAAGUUGAUCGUCUUUGUCCUCGCCAUCAGAAAUCAACCUAAGGUACCCAUUUCCCCGGCCAAAGCUCCGUCGACUGCUCAACCCCCGAAGUCUCAUUCCCCGGUAGUUGCUCCGGCGAAGGCUCCCUCAACCGCUCAUUCGCCUAAAUCUCAUUCCCCGAUCUCUCCGGUUGCACCGGCGAAGGCUCCCUCAACGGCCAAAUCUCCGACAGCUCACUCCCCUGCUUCUCAUAUUUCUCCGGCGAAGGCUCCGUCGACUGCUCAACCUCCAAAAGCCCAUUCCCCUGUUUCUCCAACUACACCGGCGAAAGCUCCAACAAUAGCUCAUUCGCCUAAGUCCUCUGUUUCCCCAUCCCCGCACCCUGUUGCUCACUCACCGGCUGUGUCUCCGUCCAAAGCUCCAGCAACGUCCCCAGCUAAACAUUCUCCUUCGCCGUCCCCCACAAACUCUCCAAGAUCAUCCCCUGCUACUCCUCCAAAGCACUCACCAUCUACCCCAGAAAAACCUCCCAAGUCUACUCCAGCUUCCCCAGCGCCUGAGAAGACUCCACCUUCGUCGCCAACUCCUUCUGAUAACAACAUGGCGCCGGCGCCAAGUCCCAGUGCAGCAUCUGUUGUGACCGUUACUUCGGUUAUGUCUACACUCUUCACUGUGGCUUUUACCGUUUCGAUGUUUGCUUAAGUUUUUUUAAGAAUUGCUAUGUGGUUUGAUUUACAUUUCUUUGUUCUGUUGCUGGGUUUUUAUUAUUUGUUCUGAGUGUGUCCUUGUUUUGCAUUAUCGAACUAUUACUUAUGUUAUUA